UUUCCCGCCAAGAAUAAAUAGUAGAAGAAGAAGUUGUUCGCCUCCAACUUGUUGCUGCAGUUUUUUCCCACAUUUUGUCGGCGGUCUUUUCGAGCCAUUUAACGCGUUAAGUAGCCCUUGAAAGGAAAGAAGCAAAUAAGUGCCACUCACUGAAAGGUCGACGGGCCUUUAAAUUCAUUUGGUUAACUUUGCUCGUUGACCUGGGAAAGUGUCCGCUAAGGGGGGGAAAAAAAGCUUCGUCCGGGGCUUUUUUCUAUGGAGCAACUUUCUCCCGGCAUUCAUCUUCAAUGUGUGGACAGUCUCCCUUUUUUGAGGUGCAGAAAUUGUCCAGCCUGGUUCUCCCCAGCGAGGUGAUUAUUGCUCAGAGCUCCAUCCCGGGAGAAGGUCUGGGAAUCUUCUCCAAGACCUGGAUCAAGGCCGGCACCGAGAUGGGCCCCUUCACGGGCAAAGUCCUGUCCCCAGAACAUGUUGACCUGCUCAAGAACAACAACCUAAUGUGGGAGGUGUUUAACGAGGACGGCACUGUGAGGUACUUCAUCGAUGCCAGCCAAGAGGACCAACGCAGCUGGAUGACUUACAUCAAGUGCGCCCGUAAUGAGCAGGAGCAGAACCUGGAGGUUGUCCAGAUCGGCAGCAGCAUCUAUUACAAGGCCGUGGAGACGAUUCCCCCGGACCAGGAACUGCUGGUGUGGUACGGAAACACUCAUAACACAUUCCUGGGCAUCCCUGGAGUGCCGGGAACGGACGAAGAGCAGCAGCAACAGCAGCAGCAGAAAAAGAACAGAAAUGAUGACUCCCUGUCUUGUGAGUCCUCGUGCUCGCCUCCUUCUUCCUCCUCCUCCAACGCCGCUGGCCCCCACACUUCGGGUCGCAUGCGCUGCGUCAUAUGCCACCGCGGCUUCAACUCGCGCAGCAACCUGCGUUCCCACAUGCGCAUCCACACGUUGGACAAGCCGUUUGUUUGCCGCUUCUGCAACCGCCGCUUCAGCCAGUCAUCCACGCUGCGUAACCACGUGCGCCUGCACACAGGCGAGCGGCCCUACAAAUGUCACGUAUGCCAGAGCGCCUAUUCCCAGUUGGCAGGGCUACGCGCGCACCAGAAAAGCGCACGCCACAAGCCGGCCGCGACCGCCGCCGCCGAUGCCGCCGUUCGGGCGUCGCCGCCCCCUCCUCCUCUUCCCGUGGCCAGCCAACAGAUGGCGCCCGUAGUACGCCACCAUCACCAUCACGUGCCGCUGGUGCACCACAUUCCCGCCCUGGUGCUCUGACAUGUAAAAACACGACAAUAGCAGCAAAGAUGCACUUUAGCAAAGAGCUCAAGUGGAGAGAAGACUGACACGUGUUCCAUUUAAGUGUAAAAAGACAACAACAACAAAACUCUUGAGAGGACUUGCCUGGCAUGUGACCAAAAAUUUCCACAAAUACAUUCGAGUUCCCAUGAUCAAUACAAUGAUAUCAACUCACAUCAGCUACAAUUUUUCAAACAGAGAGCUAUUUCUUAAGCCAACCAGUUUAUUUUAAACCCUCUGAAAUAUCAAACUUGAUCAAAUUAAUGGGAAAUCCAUCAAUUUUUAUAACUGAUAUCUGUCCCUUCAUCUCAUGAAUGCCCAUCAGAUAACUUGUGGGUAGUUUUGCAUGCAAUAUUCAGUCUAAGAAUUUUUCCAGAUCCAGACAAUUAUUUUUUCGGGGCCAAAAACAUAUGGCUCUGCAGAAAUUUGACCCCCAAAAAUAAUUCCAACCAUUCAUUUCUAAUGGCCAAAAUUUCUCAUUCAUUUUCAAUGACCCCAAAACACUUCCAUUCACACGCCUUGACCUGCAAAAAUCUACAUUGGCACACCCAAAACCAUAUGGUGGUCGUGAUUUUUGACCCAAAACCUUCUGUUAAAGCACAUUGACAUUCAAUUGCCUAAUUUCAACCAUAUCACUUUCCAACAGUUUUUAUCGCCCCUCAGAUGGAAAAUAUGAGAAAAUUCAACCUAAAAAGUUUUAUUUCAAGCCUUUUGGGUAAUUUCUUUCCUUAGUCAAUGUUAUUAAACCCACAAAUAAAUCCCUUUUGAGUUCCAUUUGAGUUAACUGGACACACAAAAUCUAUACCAGGUGUCUUCCAUUGACUGUGGUAGCCACAAAAAUAUCUCCUUGGCGAUCAUAUUUUUUAACCAAAUUUUCCCAUUAACCCCAUUUAAUUCACACUACAACCCAGAAUAAAUUUCUAUAUUUGCAACUUAAUCUUGAACUUCUCGGACCCACAAAAAAUGUAUGUUUUUUUUUGUCUGUGAUUUUGACAACAAAAAUUCCUAAAAAUGCCCUUAAUUCAAUAGGAAGUGACCCUGACCCAGUGACCCGCAGGUGUUUACUGACCAGCACAGCAAAGCUACCCACGCAAGUUCUCCAGAAAUGUAGGAAACAAUUAAAUAAUCGUUCAUUUCUACAAGUCUCUGCAAGUGGUGACUUUGAAAGGUUACCUUGGUUUUCAGCACUCGCGUGGCCACUGCAUCCCGUGAUUGAAGCAUCAUGCCUGUCUUUAUGAGUCUACAUCAUGUGAUUGAGAAUUUCAUUUAUGAAGCACUUUUCUCAGAGGGGACUUGCAGAGUGCUUUACAUAGUUCAAAUAUACGGUAGUUUUACAUUUAUAAAUAGAGUACAAUAAUAAAUGUUAAAAUCCUGAGCUAACUUGACAUAUGACUAAAGACUUUGGGACAAAAAAAAACAUGCAUCCAAUACUCAUGGGCUCAAGUCAUGUGAACCAACAGUGUUUUCACACACACAAAAUAAAAAAAAUAGGUUUACAAGAAAACUUGUAUAAAUGCAAAAGUUCAGUCCACUCUUUUCAAAUUAAAUCGUCACUUUAAACUUGUACAGACUGAGUAAUAUUAAAAAAAAUAAGUAAAUGUAUUGUAUGCUACUGUAUAUGUGAGUGUAAAUACAUUUGUGCU
Molecule: messenger RNA, 2932 nt
Organism: Corythoichthys intestinalis (scribbled pipefish)
Lineage: Eukaryota; Metazoa; Chordata; Actinopteri; Syngnathiformes; Syngnathidae
Product: PR domain zinc finger protein 12-like
Exons: 5
Coding region: 288-1268 (326 amino acids)
Biological process (GO): regulation of gene expression; neurogenesis
Cellular component (GO): nucleus
Molecular function (GO): histone methyltransferase binding
Source: RefSeq, a predicted model, not a curated record